AUGAACCCGCUUCGAACUCUCUUGCGUCCGGCAGUGCGGCGCGUUGCGUCGACUCGCGUGGCAGCUCACAAUAUGAGCUCAAGUUCUUUGCGUUUCAACCAAAAGACGGCAAAACUAUUGGAUGAGAGCGUCAUGGAGCAUCUCGUGUGUCCAAUUUCCAAGUAUCCACUUCACUACGACACCGAACGCGGCAGUCUUGUGUGCGAGGAGAUCCACGUCGAGUAUCCGAUUUGGCAGGGAAUCCCACUGCUCGUGCCUUCAGAAGGACGGAUUAUUAAUUCAUGUAGCAGCGGUGACGAUUCAUGA
Molecule: messenger RNA, 306 nt
Organism: Peronospora farinosa
Lineage: Eukaryota; Oomycota; Peronosporomycetes; Peronosporales; Peronosporaceae
Source: the annotation of a GenBank genome assembly